Messenger RNA from Drosophila eugracilis, 3160 nucleotides. RefSeq names its product homeobox protein abdominal-B. Bases 1 to 2022 code for a protein of 673 amino acids. Gene Ontology annotation, molecular function: RNA polymerase II transcription regulatory region sequence-specific DNA binding; DNA-binding transcription factor activity, RNA polymerase II-specific. NCBI's taxonomy places the organism in Eukaryota, Metazoa, Arthropoda, Insecta, Diptera, Drosophilidae. The record is from RefSeq and is a predicted model, not a curated record. Gene Ontology annotation, biological process: regulation of transcription by RNA polymerase II. The transcript is spliced from 7 exons.
AUGGUUCGCGGUACCGUGUGUAAAACCCAGCAUAGGCCUUUCCCGUCGAAGGCCACUUCACCCAUUAAAAUUCGAUCAAUCAAAACGGGAGCGCGUUCGCCGCGAGACAGCUUCCAGUUGGAUUACUCAAUCGACUUCUUCAAGACGUAUAUCGAUACGCAGCGUUUCUACGCCGGCCACAAGUUGGAUUUCAAACAUCAGAGUUGUGCCGGCGGCCCUGGUUCCGGUGGUGGUGUCAGCGGUGGUGGUGGUGUUGGUGCCUCCGGAGGAGUCGUCGUCGGCGGCACCAGCAAUAAUCCAACAGCGACCCAGCAACAGCAGCAACAACAGCAGCAGCAACAGCAACAGCAGCAACAGCAGCAACAACAGCAGCAGCAACAACAAUCCGGCGGUAAUAAUCCAAGUAACGGUAGCAAUACGGCCGCCGCCUUGUCUCUCACCCAUCCGCACGCCCACGCCAGCCACGCCCAUAGCAGUCACGCCCAUAGUAGUCACGCCCACGCCCUAGCGAUAGCCCACGGUCAUCACGGAUUGCUACCGUCGGUUGUACCGCAGCAGCAACAACAGCAGCAGCAACAGCAACAACAGCAGGCGCAACAGUUGCCGCCGGGCGUGGGAGUUGCUAGCCCGCUGCAGCAGCAACAGCAGCAGCAGCAACAACAGCAGCAGCAACAGCAGCUGAUCAACAACGGAGGCGUCUCCGCUGGAACACCCACGCUGCUUAUCGGCAACGGACCUAGCUCAUCCGGAGCGGGAACAGGAUCGGUGUCGGCCGCAGCAGCAGCAGCGGCAGCAGCCGCCGCCGCCGCCUCCUCCUCUUCGAUUCCACACGUGGCGCCACAUAGCUUGGGGCUGAGUCCGCAGUCCAGCGCCGAUUCGCAGCAGUUCAACAUCUUUCCGGCGAUCUUUAGCCGCCAGCUGAACUUUUCGGCCGGCGGACAAGCGGGCAAGCUGAGCAUGGACGAGCUACGUCCGAAUCUAGUGGGUGGACUGCUGGGGCUGCAGCAGGGCCUGCUGGAGGAUCAUGCCAGUAUGCAGCAUGGUGGAGUAGGCCAGGACACCAAAUUUAUGUCGUUCCAAGACCAACGGCUGAUGGGGAUUGGUGGAUCGCACGAGAAUCGGCUUCUAAGCUUGGCCAGUUCAGUGCAGGACACACGGUCGCCGAUAACGACGCUGGAGAAGUCGUCCUCGUCCUCGCUAAACCACCAGCGGAAGUGCAGCAGCACGCCAGAGGACUUCAGCGCCCUCUAUUCCGGACUGCCGACGCCGGGCAUGGAUUCAUCCUCGCACCACCACACGCCGGCCCACACGCCGCCCUCGCGCCUCUCCGAUCACACCAUCUCGGCGGAAGGCGCAUUCAAGAAGCUCAAGCCGGAACCCAACAGCGGCCUGUCGACGGUUUCCGCCGGCAUCACCUCGCCCGGAAGUGGAUUAUCAACGCUCAGUCAGCACGCCGGCCACACCCCAACCACAGCGUCCUGCCCAACGCCCGCCCGGCGGAGACAUCGAACCACAUUCACACAGGAACAAUUAGCAGAACUGGAAGCAGCGUUCGCCAAAUCGCAUUAUCCGGAUAUUUACUGCCGCGAAGAGCUGGCGCGAACAACAAAGCUGAACGAGGCGCGGAUUCAAGUCUGGUUUCAGAACCGACGCGCCAAGUACCGAAAGCAGGAGAAGCAGCUGCAAAAGGCACUGGCACCGUCUGUGAUCCCAUCCUGCAACGGGAUGAUGAGGAACAUCCAGGGCUAUAGCGUCUCUCGCGGCUAUCAACCAUAUCCGCACCACAACACCAUGAAUCGCUAUCCCCAGGACCUGUUCCAAAUGGGCGCCUCCUCGUACCCGGGCAUGACGCAACCGUUCUCCAUGGCGCACAGCACGAACAUGGGAUCCGUUGGAGUGCGUCAGGACUCGAUGGGAAUGUCACCGGAGGACGAGUGGUACAACAAGAGUCUGUCUGCACUGCGGAUGAACUCGUCGCAUCAUCCCAACCUGUCAGCCCCAAUGCUGCAAUACCAGACAUAAUCAAAAACCUUUGACGACUUCUUUUAAAAGAUCGCACCUUAAUUGGCCCUUUGGGGUGCGGUGUUUUAAGGGGGAGUGCGUCAAGCGUUAUCCUGCAACAUCCACAGAUCUCUCUGUCUAUAUCUAUGCAUAUAUCGUUGUAUAUAUGUAUAUAGUAUAUAUACCAGUCAUUAGUUUCCAGCCCCGAAUAAGGAUGCCAAACAUAGCAUCAUCAUCAUCGGAUCCAAAUCCGAAAUCCGAAUCUCUGUUUUUGAAUUCGGGAACGUAAUCGUUCAGCUCUAGGCGGGAUUUACUCAUAAGACUUGUUGAUAUUAUCCUGUUUUUUUCAAUAUAUUUUUUUUUUUGGACAAAGAGGGUUAGCAAGAGAGCCAGAGUCAGUGGUAAACAAAUGCAAGUGGACGAUAUAUUGUAAUAGGCAACUAGUCAUAGUAUCUAAGCAAAUUGUGUAUUGAGAUUUUAUCGUGGCAUUAUAAAAAGUAAAAGGUAAAGUAAAAGCAUACAUCAUGCGUAUAUAUAAAUUUAAAUAAAUAUACUAAAAUAUGUACUAGCGAUAGCAUAAGUCAGGUUGCUUAGCCCCUACGCCAAAAAACAAAAAAAAAACCCUUCUACCCAAACACACAAAAUGGUAUCCAGUCUGAUCUGAUCAGAUCUACUCCUAGCUCCUGGCUCCAUUUAAUGCAACUCUUUGGUUGCUUCUACCGAUCUUUCAUUGCCUGCUCACUAUUCAUUAAAUAUAGCUUACUCAAACAUAUGACGUACAUAUAGAUCCUUCUCCUCCUAACUCCGCAUCCACCAGAUCCAACAGCUCCUCCAUCUGACCUUUCAUAGACUCGAAUUGCACAGAAAACCAAAGCAGGCAUCCGGAAGCCAAACCCAAACGAAUACAACUACAAACUUUCUAACUAAUUCAAGGUGUGUCGAACUAAUUAUAAGAUGAUUUUUUUUAGCUAAGCAAUGCAUUAACGAGUUAUAUUUAAUAAUAAUACUAAACAAAACCAAAACCAAUAAAAUACAUCACCUAUAUAUAUUUAAAUACGAAAAAACCAAAAAACAAGCCAAACGAAAACUACAAGACGCAUGUUUAACAAAUUAUGCCAGACACAGCAAAAAUGGAAAUAAUAAAAAUAUUAAAAACAAA